Molecule: messenger RNA, 2551 nt
Organism: Sphaeramia orbicularis (orbiculate cardinalfish)
Lineage: Eukaryota; Metazoa; Chordata; Actinopteri; Kurtiformes; Apogonidae
Product: protocadherin beta-15-like
Exons: 1
Coding region: 110-2551 (813 amino acids)
Biological process (GO): homophilic cell-cell adhesion
Cellular component (GO): plasma membrane
Molecular function (GO): calcium ion binding
Source: RefSeq, a predicted model, not a curated record
GCGUGUGGAUUACGUUAGACAUAUUCUGGGAUUGUGGUUUGUGUUGCAAGUAUGUUGAUUUUUGUAGUUCCUGUGAAGGGCUAACAUAGGAGGAAUACGAACUGUAAAGAUGGGAGGCGAAGGACAAAGGAAUGGGAUGCAUUUUUGGUGGGUCACCCUCCAUAUUACUGUGAUAUUUUGCUGUUUGGAUCGUGUUUCAGCUCAGAUAAAAUAUUCCAUUCCGGAGGAAGUAAAAGUGGGAUCUGUUGUCGGAAAUGUUGCCAAAGAUCUUGGACUGGAUAUCAGCUCGCUGGAGGAAAGAAGAUUUCGUAUUGUUUCCGGUACUAAAGAUGCUCAGUUUACAGUAAAUGGGAACAAUGGCGUCUUGUCCGUACAUAAAACUAUCGACCGAGAGGAGCUCUGUGAAAGCCUCUCACCAUGUUUACUGAACCUCAAAAUCGUAGCUGAGAAUCCAAUGGAAAUACAUUAUGUGGGAAUAGAAAUAAUAGAUGUAAAUGAUAAUGCACCCAGUUUUCAAGAGGAUGAAAAAACACUAGAAAUCCCCGAGUCAACUCUCCCAGGAAAAUAUUUCCAAUUGCCACUUGCGCGUGAUCCAGAUGUGGUCUCCAACACAGUGCGGAUGUAUAAAUUAAGCCACAAUGAAUAUUUUAAUGUACAAAUUCGAGAGAGAGGUGAGGACAGAAUACCAUUCUUAGUUUUACAGAAGACUUUGGAUCGAGAAAAGCACAAUGAGCACAAACUGGUUCUGACAGCAGUUGACGGUGGGAAUCCACCGAGAUCAGGGACCCUUAAUGUAACAGUCAUUGUUCUUGAUUCAAAUGACAAUCAUCCCAUAUUUAGUCAGGAAGUGUAUUCCGCAACAAUACCUGAAAAUGUGAAUGCAGAGACAAGUGUGAUUAAGGUUAGUGCCACUGACAUAGAUGAAGGUGUAAAUGGAGAUGUUGAAUACUUUUUCGGGGACGAAAUUGACCCUAAAAUAUACGACAUGUUUAGUAUUGACCGAGCCAGUGGUGAAAUUAGAGUAAAGGGGGAAAUUGACUUUGAGAAAGUUGACGUUUAUAAGUUAGACGUACAUGCUACUGACAAAGGACAACCGCCAAUGAGUACUGACUGCAGGGUAAUUAUUAAAGUGCUGGACGAAAAUGACAACAAACCUGAGGUAGAGGUGGCAUCUUUGUCAAAUAUUAUAGCAGAGAAUUCUAAACCAGGAACAGUUGUUUCUCUGAUAAGUAUAACAGACAAAGACAGCGGUUUAAACGGUAGAGUAAUCUGUAGUCUUUCGGAUAAUGUACCAUUUGACUUAAAACCAUCGUUACAAGAUAAUAUGUACACGCUAGUUUUAAAACACAGCUUGGAUCGUGAAUCAGUGUCACAUUAUGACAUUACAAUAACAGCUACAGACAGUGGUCAGCCUCCACUAUCAACAGAAAAGACUGUGAGAAUUGACAUAGAAGAUGUGAACGACAAUAGCCCAGAAUUUUUGCAAAGUCCUGUGGAGCUAUACCUACUGGAAAAUAAUGUGCCGGGAAAUGUAAUAUGUUCCGUUACUGCUUCAGAUAAAGACUUGAAUGAAAAUGCGGCUUUAAAUUAUCAUAUAGUGAGAGAGGAGGGGAGUAAAUUAAAAAUGACAACGUUUUUAAAUAUCAAUGCAAACAAUGGAGAGAUAACAGCUCUGAAAAGUUUCGACUUUGAAACUGUAAAAAAGUUUCAGUUCCAAGUUGUCGCCACAGAUUCUGGAACUCCGUCACUGAGCAACAACGUGACAGUCAACGUGUUCAUUCUGGAUCAGAACGACAACGCUCCAGUCAUUCUGUAUCCACUCAGCUCCAACGGUUCUGCUGAAGGUGUGGAGGAGAUUCCACGGAAUGUCAACGCAGGACACUUGCUGACUAAAGUCAGAGCCUAUGAUGCUGAUAUAGGAUAUAACGGCUGGUUACUGUUUUCACUGCAGGAAGUUACUGACCACAGUCUGUUUGGUUUGGACCGCUACACAGGACAGAUCAGAACACUUCGCUCAUUCACAGAAACAGACGAGGCUGAGCACAAACUGGUCAUACUGGUCAAAGACAAUGGGAACGUUUCACUGUCAGCAACAGCUACUGUGGUUGUCAAAGUUGUGGAGCCAAAGGAGGCUUUUGCAGCUUCUGAUGUGAAAAGUCCAGCAAAGGAUGAUGACAGUAAUAUGACUUUUUAUCUGAUGAUAACUUUGGGCUCAGUUUCAGCACUUUUUAUCAUCAGUAUCAUCGUGCUGAUUGCAAUGCAGUGCUCCAAGUCCACAGACUAUACAUCUAAAUAUCUGGAAGAUAAAAAUUAUGAUGGAACACUGUGUCACAGCAUCCAGUACAGAUCUGGAGACAAACGGUACAUGUUGGUUGGACCCAGAAUGAGUAUAGGAUCUACUAUAGUCCCUGGAAGUAAUGCCAAUACUCUGGUUCUACCUGACAGGAGAAAAGCAUCUGGAGAGGUAAGACUGAAAACAUCAAUUGUGCUCAAUGUGUCUAUUGCAUUUAAAUUCUUGAUUGAUUUUUUUUCCCGAGUAAAUAUAAGUUAG